This is a messenger RNA of Penicillium cinerascens, 2796 nucleotides long. RefSeq names its product ATP-dependent Clp protease ATP-binding subunit. NCBI's taxonomy places the organism in Eukaryota, Fungi, Ascomycota, Eurotiomycetes, Eurotiales, Aspergillaceae. Gene Ontology annotation, molecular function: ATP hydrolysis activity; ATP binding. The coding region runs from base 1 to 2796 and encodes 931 amino acids. Gene Ontology annotation, cellular component: cytoplasm; cytosol. The transcript has a single exon. The record is from RefSeq and is a predicted model, not a curated record. Gene Ontology annotation, biological process: cellular response to heat.
AUGAACGGCGCUCAAUUCACAGACCGGGCCAACAAGGCCUUGCUGGACUCCAACAGUCUGGCCGAGCAAUACGCCCACUCCCAAAUUCUACCCCUCCACCUCGCAGUUGCCCUCCUCAACCCUUCUGGAGAUGAUGCCGAAGAUCGCCAGCCUGCUGGGCACUCCUCACAUGACUCUGCCUCUACACCUCUCUUCCGCCAGGUCGUCGAGAGGGCCCACGGCGAUCCCCAACUGCUUGAUCGGGCACUGAUGAAGCUUCUCGUUCGGCUGCCCAGUCAAGACCCCCCGCCAGAAUCAGUCAGCGUCUCUCCAGCACUCGCAAAAGUUAUCCGACAGGCUACGGACCUGUCGAAAACCCAGAAAGACAGCUAUGUGGCUAUCGAUCAUCUGAUUCAGGCCGUGUGCCAGGACUCUCAAGUCCAACGUGCUUUGGGCGAUUCAAACAUCCCCAAGGUCAACCUCAUCGACAAUGCCGUCCAGCAAAUUCGGGGUACACGUCGUGUGGACUCCAAGACGGCGGACGCGGAAAGCGAAAAUGAGAACCUGAAGAAGUUUACCAUCGACAUGACUUCUUUGGCACGUGAGGGCAAGAUUGACCCCGUAAUUGGACGAGAGGAAGAAAUCCGCCGUGUGAUCCGUAUCUUGAGUCGGCGCACCAAGAAUAACCCUGUCCUCAUUGGCGAGCCCGGUGUUGGUAAGACCACUAUCGUCGAAGGUCUGGCUCGCCGGAUCGUCAAUGCUGAUAUCCCCGCCAACCUGGCUCAAUGCCGACUGCUCUCUCUCGAUGUGGGCUCUCUCGUUGCUGGUAGCAAGUACCGUGGAGAGUUUGAGGAGCGCAUGAAGGGCGUGUUGAAGGAAAUUGAGGACUCCAAGGAUACCAUUGUCCUGUUUGUCGAUGAGAUCCACCUUCUUAUGGGAGCUGGAUCCAGCGGCGAGGGCGGCAUGGAUGCUGCCAACCUCCUCAAGCCUAUGCUGGCGAGAGGCCAGCUGCACUGCAUUGGUGCCACCACCCUUGGCGAAUACCGCAAGUAUAUCGAGAAGGAUCAGGCCUUCGAGCGACGAUUCCAGCAAGUCCUGGUCAAGGAGCCCUCGGUUCCAGAGACCAUCUCCAUUCUUCGUGGCCUGAAGGAAAAGUACGAAGUGCACCACGGUGUCAAUAUCCUCGACGGUGCCAUAGUCUCUGCGGCCAACCUUGCGUCUCGCUACUUGACGGCUCGCCGCCUGCCCGACUCGGCUGUUGACCUGAUCGAUGAAGCUGCCGCUGCCGUUCGAGUCACCCGCGAGUCCGAGCCUGAAGCUCUCGAUACCCUGGAGCGAAGACUGCGCCAACUCCAAAUUGAGAUCCAUGCCCUGGAGCGUGAGCAAGACGAAGCUUCCAAGGCCCGUCUCGAAGUCGCCAAGCAAGAGGCAGCCAACGUCACGGAGGAGCUUCGGCCGAUGCGUGAAAAGUACGAAAGCGAAAAGCAGCGCAGCAAGGAAGUCCAAGACGCCAAGAUCAAGCUUGACUCUCUUAAAGUUAAGCGUGACGAGGCCGAGCGCAUGGGCGAUACCCAGACCGCUGCUGAUAUCGAAUACUAUGCCAUUCCCGAGACCAAGGCUCUUAUCGAGCGCCUCGAGGCUGACCGGGCCAAGGCUGAUGCCGAGCGUCGUGCCACGAACACUGAUGGCGGCGAGGCCCUGCUGGCAGAUGCCGUCGGUCCUGAGCAGAUCAACGAGAUCGUUGCCCGCUGGACCGGUAUUCCUGUCACCCGUCUCAAGACUACUGAGAAGGACAAGCUGCUCAACAUGGAGAAGCAUCUGGGCAAGAUCGUGAUUGGCCAGAAGGAGGCUGUUACUUCUGUCUCCAACGCCAUCCGACUGCAACGCUCCGGUCUUAGCAACCCCAAUUCGCCCCCCAGCUUCCUCUUCUGCGGUCCAUCCGGUACCGGUAAGACACUGCUUACCAAGGCCCUGGCUGAAUUCCUCUUCGACGACCCCAAGGCAAUGAUCCGCUUCGACAUGUCCGAGUACCAAGAACGACAUUCCCUCAGUCGCAUGAUCGGUGCACCACCCGGCUACGUCGGCCACGACGCCGGCGGCCAGCUAACCGAGAGCCUUCGCCGCCGCCCGUUCUCCAUCUUGCUCUUCGACGAGGUGGAGAAGGCCGCCAAGGAAGUACUCACUGUCCUUCUGCAACUCAUGGACGACGGUCGCAUCACCGACGGCCAAGGCCGCAUUGUCGACGCGAGGAACUGCAUCGUCGUCAUGACCUCCAAUCUGGGCGCCGAAUUCCUCGCCCGUCCCUCGGGCAUGGACGGACGCAUCGAGCCCCAGACCCGCGAGCUGGUCAUGGGUGCGCUCCGCGACUACUUCCUGCCCGAGUUCCUCAACCGUAUCUCCAGCACCGUCAUUUUCAACCGCCUUACCAAGAAGGAGAUUCGCAAGAUCGUCGACCUCCGCCUCGCCGAGGUCCAGAAGCGGCUUUACGCCAACGACCGCAACGUCACCAUUGAAUGUACCGAAGAAGUCAAAGACUAUCUCGGCGCUGCAGGCUACUCUCCUGCCUAUGGUGCCCGUCCUCUCGGCCGUCUUAUCGAGCGCGAGGUUCUCAACCGCCUCGCUGUUCUCAUCCUGCGCGGCAGCAUCAAGGACGGCGAAACCGCUCGCGUGGUCAUGCUGGACGGCCGCAUCGAUGUUCUCCCCAACCACGAGAACAGCGACAGUAGUGAUGAGGACGACGAGGAUAUGAUGGACUCUGACGAAGCCCUCGCAGAGAUGGAAGAUAACAGUGGCGACAUGGAUCUCUACGAAGAGUAA